This is a messenger RNA of Oncorhynchus tshawytscha (Chinook salmon), 2678 nucleotides long. RefSeq names its product T-box transcription factor TBX20. Lineage: Eukaryota; Metazoa; Chordata; Actinopteri; Salmoniformes; Salmonidae. Gene Ontology annotation, cellular component: nucleus. The transcript has 8 exons. Bases 253 to 1575 code for a protein of 440 amino acids. Gene Ontology annotation, biological process: positive regulation of DNA-templated transcription; vasculogenesis; regulation of transcription by RNA polymerase II. Gene Ontology annotation, molecular function: DNA-binding transcription factor activity, RNA polymerase II-specific; RNA polymerase II cis-regulatory region sequence-specific DNA binding. The record is from RefSeq and is a predicted model, not a curated record.
CAGUCCCAAUGAAGACUUUGCCACUGGAGUGGAGACGCACAACGAUUAGUCGGUUUUUAACAAUGUGUUCAACGAGUCAAAAACGGAGAGUGUUUUAAUUUUGUUUUGUAAUAGACGAAGAGCAAUACCUGUUCAAAAAUCAGUCGAAGUAGCUUCCAUUUUUUUUCAGCGUUUUUGUGUGCAGCCUGCCAAUAAAUCUACAGAGCUCACUCCGCGAGCGGUUUUGGACGUUUUACUUCUACUACUCUCGCCAUGGAGUACACCUCUUCCCCGAAGCCACAGCUCUCCUCCAGGGCAAACGCGUUCUCGAUAGCCGCUAUCAUGUCAAGUGGAAAAACGAAGGACAAGGAAACCGAUGAAAACACCAUCAAGCCACUUGAACAAUUCGUGGAGAAGUCCUCCUGUAACCAAGGUUUGGGAGAGCUGUCUUCUCUAGAUGGGCUCGGAGAUUUCAGCGGGAGCGCGCCUCCAGUGUGCACAGAGCCGCUGAUCCCCACCACUCCCAGUGUUCCCAGCGAGGAGAUGGCCAAAAUCUCCUGCAGUUUAGAGACCAAAGAACUCUGGGACAAAUUCCAUGAUCUCGGCACCGAGAUGAUCAUCACAAAAUCCGGAAGAAGAAUGUUCCCCACCAUCCGUGUGUCCUUCUCCGGGGUGGACCCGGACGCCAAAUACAUCGUGCUGAUGGACAUUGUUCCGGUCGACAACAAACGCUACCGAUACGCCUACCACAGGUCGUCCUGGCUCGUGGCGGGCAAGGCGGACCCUCCUCUGCCUGCAAGGUUAUACGUGCACCCUGACUCUCCUUUCACUGGGGAACAACUGCUCAAACAAAUGGUGUCUUUCGAGAAAGUAAAGCUCACCAACAACGAACUGGACCAACAUGGACACAUCAUACUAAACUCCAUGCAUAAGUACCAGCCCCGGGUCCACAUCAUCAAGAAGAAGGACCACACCGCCUCCCUUCUCAACCUCAAGUCAGAGGAGUUCCGCACCUUCGUUUUCACAGAGACUGUCUUUACCGCGGUCACAGCCUACCAGAACCAGCUGAUAACCAAGCUGAAGAUCGACAGCAACCCGUUUGCGAAAGGCUUCCGAGACUCCUCCCGACUGACAGACAUGGAGAGGGAAAGUGUUGAGAGUUUGAUCCACAAGCACUCAUACGCACGGUCGCCAAUACGCACCUACGCAGGUGAGGAGGAGACACUGGGGGAUGAUGGCCACGCCGCACACAGGGGUUCUGCGUUCACCGCCUCUGACAACCUCUCUCUGAGCUCCUGGGUCACUGCCACCUCUGGUUACUCAGGCUUCCAGCACCCCCAGUCCCUCUCUGCCAUGGGCUCCAGCAGCGCCUCCCUGGCCCCCCCCUUGCCCCACCCCAUCCAGGGCUCCCUGCCCCCUUACAGCCGGCUGGGCAUGCCCCUGACACACUCGACCCUGGCGGGCACCAUGCAGGGCGGCGGUCCCUCCUUCCCCUCCUUCCAUAUGCCCCGCUACCACCACUACUUCCAGCAGGGCCCCUACGCUGCCAUCCAGGGACUGCGCCACUCCUCCACCGUCAUGACCCCUUUUGUAUGACUCCCUCUGGGGUGACUGCCUGGCCGAGUAGCCCCUCAUCAGCUACAACUAAGCUUAUAGACACACUUCCACACACAAGUAGAUAGACUCACCGAUUUGUCCGCCUCAGCAUCAUCACCCAUCGUCACCACCGUGUCCUUGUAAAUAAUAAGCCCCCUGGCCGAGGCAACUGACUGGACGACCUGGAGAGGCUGCCUGGCUGCUGCCCUGCAUGCUGACAGCUGAACCGGAGAGGAAACAGACUCCUACGGGACCUGGUGGAACAGACACAGAGACCCACAGACUGAUAUGAACACCAGAUAUGAACACUUAUGACCUGCAUAUGAAUAUUUACGACCCAGAUAUGAAAACUGAUGAUCCAGGUAUAAAAAAAAAAAUCCACAACAAAGAUGCUGAGGACUGAUGACCAUGCACAGUGAUGUGUUGUGGGAAAUAGGUAAUGGUCUGCUUGUGAUAACUGUCGUUUGCCCCUGCCCUCCAACGGUUGGUUACAAUGAUCAUUUUGCACCCACUCUCCAGAAAAACAUGGACAGGAGAACCAGUGAACUGUCUGGUUUACGAACAUUAAAACCAGAGGGUGUGGUAAUUGUUAGUUCUCUCACAGCUUCUGAGGACAAUGAAGAAUAUGGGACUCCAAAAGUUUACGGGAGUGCACAACUUCCAAUCCUGGGCACCGCUUGUGGCCACGGAGGAGAACUAUCUUCACUCCAGCUGCUGGGGCAUGGAGGAAUGGCAGCCAUUUUAGACUGAGUCAAAGGAUUCCCCCUGCUUGCUGACCAAAACUCACAGGGAGGGUAGGCAACGUCUCUCCUCUCCUGCUUGACCUCAAACUCUGUUAAGCUUCCUCUGCAGGCAGAAUCCUAUAGCCUCCUCCAGUCAGGUUGGCUGUUGCCAUGGUAGUCAGAUUUGUGUGCAUAGAUGCCCUAGAGACAGAGAGAAGCCAAUUGUUUAUUUCCCAUCUAAAAAGCCAGCCAUGUGUACUGUGAAGAAGUUACAAUGGAAGAUGAUCACGUUUGAUAGCAGUACAUAAAGAUGCACACACACACACACACACACACACACACACACACACACACACACACACACACACACACACACACACA